This is a messenger RNA of Acanthochromis polyacanthus (spiny chromis), 2137 nucleotides long. Its product is annotated as multidrug and toxin extrusion protein 1-like. Gene Ontology annotation, cellular component: membrane. The transcript has 17 exons. Lineage: Eukaryota; Metazoa; Chordata; Actinopteri; Pomacentridae. Gene Ontology annotation, biological process: xenobiotic detoxification by transmembrane export across the plasma membrane. The record is from RefSeq and is a predicted model, not a curated record. Gene Ontology annotation, molecular function: antiporter activity; xenobiotic transmembrane transporter activity. Bases 170 to 1825 code for a protein of 551 amino acids.
ACCUUCUUGUCGAGACCAGCUGACAAACCGGAAGUGACUGACAUCCUGGAUUCAUGUGGGUCGUAUGAAAGCAGAAUUACAACAGCUUUAAUCAUUUUGCUCUCUCGCUGAGAUCAGGAUUGACCUGAAGGGAUUCAACAGCAGCACAGCGCCGAACACACCGACAGUUAUGGAUGGUUACGCACAGAGCGCACCUCUCUCCUCGUGGAAAGAGUGUUUUAUGUUGAAAUGGAUCCGCAUGUUGAUCCCUGUCGGCUUCAAGAGCGAAGUCCUCGAGUUGUCAAAACUGGCUGGACCGGUGAUUCUCUCCAACUUAUUGGAUUUUGCUGUGAGUUUUGUCAGCACUGUUUUCUGUGGUCAUCUUGGGAAGACGGAGCUGGCAGGAGUUACUUUAGCCAUUGCAGUCAUUAACGUCACAGGUAUAUCUAUUGGCUUUGGCUUGGCGUCAGCAUGUGAUACUCUGGUUUCUCAGACCUAUGGGAGUGGAAACCUCAUGAGAGUUGGAGUCAUUAUGCAGCGAGCGAUCCUCAUUUUGCUGCUGGCGUGUUUCCCCUGCUGGGCGAUCCUCGUCAACACAGAGCCCCUUCUGUUGGCUGUCAGACAAGAACCAGAUGUGGCCAAGAUGUCUCAGAUGUAUGUGAAGAUCUUCAUGCCAGCACUUCCUGCUGCAUUCAUGUAUUCAUUAGAAACAAGAUUUCUGCAAUGCCAGGGAAUCAUAUGGCCACAGAUAAUCUCAGGUGUUGUGGUGAAUCUUCUCAAUGCUCUCAUCAACUACAUUGUCAUCUACGUACUGCACAUGGGAGUGGCAGGUUCUGCUCUAGCUAACACCAUUUCUCACUUCGCCUUGGCUGGAUUUCUUUAUAUUUAUAUCAUGGUGAAAGGUCUUCAUAAGGCCACCUGGGGAGGCUGGUCUAAAGAGUGCCUCCAGGACUGGGGCUCAUACUACCGCUUGGCUAUCCCCGGUAUGGUCAUGCUGUGUGCCGAGUGGUGGAUGUAUGAGAUUGGAGGUUUUCUAGCAGGCCUAAUAAGUGAGGUGGAACUCGGAGCUCAAGCGGUUGUAUUCGAACUGUCAAAUAUUGCGUACAUGUUUCCUUUGGGUUUCAGUAUAGCAGGCAGUGUAAGAGUUGGAAACGCACUAGGAGCUGGAGACACACAGCAGGCCAAGCUGUCUGCUAAACUUUCAAUUUUCUGUGCAGUGUCGGUGUGUGUAUGUUUGUCGAUCCUUAUUGGGAGCCUGAAGGACCAUAUCGCUUAUGUCUUUACAUAUGAUGAAGAAAUCACCAAAAGGGUUGCUGAUGUCAUGUCCUUUUAUGCUCCGUUUAUCCUUUUGUAUGCAUCAAGUGCUUCCUCGGGUGGUGUUAUACGAGGAGCAGGUAAACAGAGAGUUGGAGCAAUUUGCUACUUUCUGGGAUAUUAUGGUGUUGGUCUUCCUCUUGGAGUGUCACUGAUGUUUGCAGUUAAAAUGGGAAUCAAGGGUCUGUGGACUGGUUUGUUCACCUGUGCUUCACUGCAAUGCGCAUUCCUGAUUUUCUAUCUGGUCAGACUGAACUGGAGGAAAGUUACAGUCGAGGCUCAGAUCAGAGCAGGAGUGCACAAGAGCACCACAGCUGAUGGUUCCCAGCCAGGUGAACGAGAGGACUCCGAGGGCCCGAUAGACACCUUAGACUUGGUUGACGAUGCUGAGGAACCCGACGUUAAAACAGCGACUGUACAACUCCCUUACAGGACCGUGAUUCUGCGUAGAGGCCUCGUUCUGGCUGCCAUGCUCUUCAUCUUGGCUGUCGGAAUCAUUUUAAACUUAAUAGUCUCUAACUUUGUUACAUGAACAUGAUUAGAGUCUGUUGUAAUCAGCAAAGUAGUUCCUUACACACCAGCGCUCAGUGCGAUGCAGGUGUUUGUGACGCAGCCGGAUGUCAAAGCAGGACGUAGAGAGGCACGAGAGCGGCUGAGCAGAAAGCGAAGAAAAUGAAAAAUGGUGAAAUGGUCCAUAACCAAUGAGUUAAUCUUUGAAGGAAAAAAUUCUACUCUUAAUCCACAAAUUUCUGUGAAUGUGUUCAGUUCGACUUCUGUCAAGUAGAACCGAGAGAGAGUUUGUCAACCUCAGUGUUUGAAACAUUAAACAGAAGUUCUGUGGUUA